Messenger RNA from Penicillium paradoxum, 1767 nucleotides. RefSeq lists its product as uncharacterized. Gene Ontology annotation, biological process: regulation of nitrogen utilization; mitochondria-nucleus signaling pathway; negative regulation of transcription by RNA polymerase II. Lineage: Eukaryota; Fungi; Ascomycota; Eurotiomycetes; Eurotiales; Aspergillaceae. Gene Ontology annotation, cellular component: cytoplasm. Bases 1 to 1767 code for a protein of 588 amino acids. The transcript has 2 exons. The record is from RefSeq and is a predicted model, not a curated record.
AUGCCUUUGACCACACCAGUCCUCACCGUGGAUGCGGACAAUAUCCACAAGGUGGAUACCGCCAAUGCUCAAAGUCUUCAUGGAAUGUGGAUGGUAUUUUCGAAAUGUGCCGACUACAUGGAUCAGGGCCGUCGACUUGAAAAUCUCAGCUGGCGCUUGUGGACCCGUGAAACCUUCUGUGUCGAGCCCGAAAAAGCCAAGAGCACUUCCGCCCUACCAUUGCUACGCUCUGAAGCUGGGGAUCUGCCAGAGCUCUCUGCGAGCGUCGAGUCAGCCGCGUCUGACCAAGCCGAACGGAUCGAAGCUCAUAUCAAACGCCCCAAGUUUUCCGACUGCCGACCUGCCGUCGUGCGCGAGGAUUCACUAGCCAGCCUUGGCCGUGGCAAGGAAAAGCACAUCACUUCGCUGGAUUUGGAGCGUAUGGUUCUGAACAUCAAGGAAAAGAAGCAGUUGGAGCCCAUGGCUCCUCCCGUCGAGCCUGCUGCGCCCGUCGUUGACAUCACUCCUCGCCCAUCCACCCCUACUCCUACUCCUCCUUCAGUUUCCACUGCUCGCCAUGUCCCUCAUUUCUCCAUCCGACCGACCCCAUAUCCCCAUGAGUCGACCGAGUCUUGCUCGACAACUGCCCCGGAGGGCAACGACAGCGACACUGCUCAGCUUAACGCGUCCGACACCAGCGUUUCAUCUUCUGGCAUCCUUCCCAGCAAAUCUGAAUUGAUCAGAUCUCCCAGCAUCGUUCGUGGAUUCUCACCAUCCCACAUCUCCUCUUCAUUCCGAUCGCAACCACGAUUGUCUAUCGACCCCAGUCCUUCUCGUUCUGCUACGCAAUUGAGGCCAUCGCCCCUGAAGAAGAAGGGUGGCAUGUUUACACUGGGAGGAUCUUCUGGGGACGACGAUGAAAGCUCAUUUGAAGAGCGCAUGGUCCCACAAGCGGCCCAGGAGAAAGCGACCGGUGGGGGAUUGAAGCCCCACAAUAGUGAGCCGAGUUCUACGAAAAAGACUGCUUCCUUCAGCAACCAGGUCUCAUCCCACAUAAUUCCUAACUCGAAGGACAUCAGCCGGUCCGACGAGGACGCCAUUGAGACCGAUGACGAAGUCUCAGAGAGUGCUAUCGAGGACGACGAGGACUCUGAUUGGGAGGACUCCGUCACUGAAGGUGGCGAGUCGAGCGUUGACGAUCGUGGAGAGAUGUUCCAGCGGGUUGAUUCCCGACCCAACCUUGUUUCGCGCCGCUCAAUGCUCACCAUGAUGAUGCACCAGCCGGCUCGUAUGCAAGGAAACGCGUUCCGGUCCAGUCCCGCACUUCAGCGAUCGCGGCUGACAUCGCCCAAUGGUCCAUCAAUUCCCCAGUCUCCUCCAUCCAAUGAAGAGGAAAGCUUGACUAUGCGUGGUCCCGAUGUUCCUCGAUCGAAGCCAAUCGUUAUGAACAACAACGGCUCGCAUUCUAUGGCACACUCUCCGCGAACCACUCGUCGCAACAUGCUUGCCACUGAACUGACUGAAUCUCUCCGCCGACACCUUCUCUGGGAGCGCCAGCAGAAGAGCGCGACCGCGAACGCCUUCCUCAAACGCCGCCACACCGCCCACGACAUGAAAAAUCUUCAAGAGUAUCCCGGACCAAAAGGUCCCCACCGGGGAGUUGGUCCAAGUCAGUCUAGCGCUGAGGCAGAUCCAAACACCUCCAAUUUCGAUUCUGGCAAGAAUGGAUCCUGGACCAACUACACCACUGAUUACGGUCCAUGGGAGUACCAUGUGAAGGGAUGGUAG